This is a messenger RNA of Silurus meridionalis, 1210 nucleotides long. It is a transcript of the gene jmjd8, whose product is annotated as jumonji domain containing 8. Bases 130 to 930 code for a protein of 266 amino acids. Gene Ontology annotation, cellular component: cytoplasm. The transcript is spliced from 9 exons. NCBI's taxonomy places the organism in Eukaryota, Metazoa, Chordata, Actinopteri, Siluriformes, Siluridae. The record is from RefSeq and is a predicted model, not a curated record.
UACAGCCAUGAAGCACAAAUACUAGUGCACUUUAUAGAGCUGUGUUAGAUUUGGGACACGACUUGGGACCGGAAGUGUCGUCAGCAGCCUUUGAACAGUGUGUGAUGUGUGUGUGUUAAACUGAAACACAUGGAGUUCACUGUGUGGAAUAAAGUUUUAAUCUUCCUCCUGUUUCACUUCCUGGAUUUAACUGUGUGUUUUGAACAGAACAACGGCGGCUGGGAGCUGGACUCCAGUCUUGCUGAUGAAGGAAGCUGCAACAUUGACGUCAGAGACGCUGCAACAAUCACACACAGACAGUUUCUACAAGAAUAUGCCUACUCGAAGCCUGUGAUACUCAGAGGACUAACAGACAACACAAAAUUCCGGUUCCUGUGUUCCAAGCAAAGUCUGCUAAAGGAGUACCAGGACAAAACAGUCCGCCUGAGCACAGCCAACACACACUCCUACAGGAAAGUGGACGUGCGGUUUGAAGAGUUUGUGACGUUGCUGUUGAGUCCUCAGUCUGAAGACACCUUGGGCAGCGAUACUCUCUACUUCUUUGGUGAUAAUAACUUCACCGAGUGGCAUUCUCUGUUUGAGGAGUACAACUCACCACCAUACAGCCUGCCACACACCAGCCCUGCCUACAGCUUCGGCAUCGCAGGUCCAGGUACAGGUGUUCCCUUCCACUGGCACGGUCCAGGAUACUCCGAGGUCAUCUACGGCAGAAAGCGUUGGUUCCUGUAUCCUCCUGAUCAGGCCCCAGAGUUCCACCCAAAUCACACCACCCUGUCCUGGGUCACACACUCAUACCCAAACCUAGAGGAACACAACACACCCCUGGAGUGUACCAUUAGGCCGGGAGAGGUCCUGUAUUUUCCAGAUCGAUGGUGGCAUGCUACACUGAAUCUAGACACCAGUGUUUUCAUUUCCACCUUUUUGGGUUGAACAUCCUCACCCUCCUCCUCUACAAAAGGACCAAUCAGGUUCCUCAAAUCCUGAAAUAAUUUUUCCAGCACCAAUCAGAAUUCCUCCUUCAGAGCUUCAUUAAAGACCAAGAAGGACCACGAGUGAACAAACAGACCAAAUCAGAUCUCCUUGUCUUGUGACCUCAUAACCCCAAGAGGACCAAUCGGAGUGGAGCAGUGACUGAAGAAUUCCCCGUGUCCUCCUGAAACGAACGUGAAUUUAUUCUGAAAAUGACGUGAUAAUAAACGUGAUGAUUUCA